Messenger RNA from Athalia rosae (coleseed sawfly), 1381 nucleotides. Its product is annotated as mannose-P-dolichol utilization defect 1 protein homolog. Gene Ontology annotation, biological process: oligosaccharide biosynthetic process. The transcript has 5 exons. Bases 166 to 906 code for a protein of 246 amino acids. The record is from RefSeq and is a predicted model, not a curated record. NCBI's taxonomy places the organism in Eukaryota, Metazoa, Arthropoda, Insecta, Hymenoptera, Athaliidae.
CUACGUGGGGCUUUUGGUAACGUGUGUGACGUGUACAUCGAUUGUGCUAUUGUGCUGAUCACCGAAUGCUGAUGCUUUGGGUGAUGCAGAGGACAGCCGGCAGAGUUUCUCAUUCAGCGGAAGGCAUUCGACCAAGAAAGAGCCUCAAAAGCCGUUUCAGUAAAUAUGGCUGAAGCAGUCAAAUUAGCUGCACUCGUUCUCGUCACAGAAGAAUGCUACAAAGAAUAUUUUGAAUAUCACAAUUUUGCCGAUGUGGACUGCUUCAAGUCGACGCUGAGCCGGGGGUUGGGCAUCGCUAUCAUAGCCGGAUCUUUUCUUGUUAAACUACCACAGAUUCUAAAAAUUUUCAACAAUAAAAGCGGUCAGGGAAUAAACAUCAUUAGCGUACUUCUGGAUCUCUUUGCUAUUACUGCAACCGUUUCUUACAGCUUUGUUAGCGGGUUUCCGUUCAGUGCCUGGGGAGAUGGAGUAUCGUUGGGUCUGCAAACAGCAGCUAUAGCUGCCAUGGUAAUGCAUUAUAAUGGCGCAACCCAACAAGCAACUGCAUUUGUUGUUGCCUAUUUGGCAAUACUCUAUGCUUUAAAUAGUGGGCUUGCACCAAUAAACGUUCUGUGGUCGAUGCAAGCAAUGAAUGUUCCUAUUCUUCUUACAAGCAAGUUGAUCCAAGCUCUGACAAAUUACCGCAAUAAGAACACAGGGCAAUUGUCCGCUGUGACAUGCAUCAUGCUGUUCUUUGGUUCAGCGGCAAGAAUUUUUACUUCUGUCCAAGAAACAGGUGACUCGAUCCUGAUUUUGACAUACAUCUGUUCCUCAGCUGCGAACGCCGUUAUUUUAGGUCAAAUGCUUUACUAUUGGAAUUCUGAAACACCUGUUACCAAAAAGAAGAAGAGUAAAAAAUCUAAUUAGGCUAGCGUUUCAACAUCGAGCUGCAAAGCAGAUGAUAUUUUUUUACAUUAGCGCUGAUCUUUAAAUAAUUAGCUAAUAAAGUAAUAAUCAAAUGGCAAAUCAAACAGCAAUAUUUAGGUAAUAAGGCUGGACUCGAGCUGCAAUUUGUGAUACUUGAAUUAAUUAUUUUAUUGAUUUAAUUAGUUCACAUUUCAAGAGAGAAUAGUACUACAUAAGUAGAAAUACCAUAGCCUAAUUGACUGAAUCGUCUAACGCAUAUACAGCAGUCUCAUUCUAAACUAACUAUCUUUGGUCUAUACUACGGUCAUGCCCAAGCAUUAUUUCCUCUGGAAUUUGAUUCAUCAUUAUUGAAAAAAGUAUAUCCUGUAUAUUUGAAAAUUAUUUUUAUUUAUAAAUAUUGUAUACGAGGUCGGAUCAUAACACCGACGGUUUCUAACUUAAUUGAUCAAUAAUGAAUAAACUGACAUCAGAUAAA